Messenger RNA from Gracilinanus agilis (Agile Gracile Mouse Opossum), 2994 nucleotides. It is a transcript of the gene CCDC14, whose product is annotated as coiled-coil domain containing 14. The record is from RefSeq and is a predicted model, not a curated record. The coding region runs from base 19 to 2730 and encodes 903 amino acids. Gene Ontology annotation, cellular component: centriolar satellite. The transcript has 13 exons. Lineage: Eukaryota; Metazoa; Chordata; Mammalia; Didelphimorphia; Didelphidae. Gene Ontology annotation, biological process: protein localization to centrosome.
CGCCUCAAGGCCCGAGAGAUGGUGAGGCCUGGGCCUCGGCUUGCUCAGCAGAUAACAUCUGGGAGACAAACUGCAUCAACAAAAUCAACAAAUGGAAAGAAAGGGAUUCAUAUGAGAAAAAUAGCCCGAGCUGAUGCAGAUUCUGGUUAUUCACUUUAUUCUACUGAUUCUGAUGAGCAGGUUGGAACAGUACCCCAGGGGCUUGAACGCUGCACAUCUUUACUCCAGGAAAUUUUGCAGAAUGGAGAGGCAAUCUGUGGGAAUCCAGGAAAAGGAUCUUCUGGGAAGCUUGGAUCCAGACCUUUGGAAAACAAAGGAUAUAAACCAAAAAAGAAAGGGCACCCCAAAAAUGCCGUUCCUCCAUGUGUCCGUAAAGAAAUUUUGUCUUCAGGUCCUAAGAAACACCCACCUAAUAGAGUUUCUAUUGAAAAUGAAAAAGAUCCUUCCAGCACGAAAGAGAUUCAGCCAGCCCAGGAACCUUCCAACUUUGACUUCUCCACGAUGUACAAAACCUUCUAUGAGCAUGUGCAGACGCAGAUGUCUCUGAUCAAUGCCCAGAGUUCUCACGGCGUUUCUGAUUCUGGGCCUCCAGGCUUUAUUCAUGGCAUAUCCUCCACACCAAUUCUCUCUUCUCAUGAUCCAACUCUACCUUCUGAUGUUCAAUCUGAGGUUCAGGUUCCCCCACAAAGUGGAGCAGUUUCUGUGACCACUACUAAUGUUCCAGUGCAAACCAUCACCACUAAUUCUUCUCAUACAUCUUAUCUCCCAACAGCUGGGGAAAAUAACCCAGCUGUUCCAGUAGUUCAGCCAUUAAUCCAUGAUAAUGGAAUUCUAGCAGCACAAGGAAUCUCUCAGCAAUUGGGUAAGGAAAUAAAUUUGCUAAAGUGUAUCCAGACAUACCUGGAUCAGUUACAUACUCAAAAAAUAAAAGCACACGAAGGACACCAAAACCUUGACCCUAUAGAGAAACCUACAGUCUGGACCACUGAAGAAGACUUUGCAGAACAUAUUUGGGAAUCUCUAAGUGAUGAUGAAGAUUUAAAAAUGGUUGAAUUAGCAACCAAGCAAGACCUAAGCUCUGUCAAGAACAUGCAGAAAGCAAAAAGUAUGAGUCUAGAAGAAGCAUCACCAAAAUUUAGAAUGCUCAAGUACUUGUUGGGAGAACUCAAGGCACUGGUAGCAGAACAAGGGGAUUCUGAAAUUCAAAGAUUGAUUAAAGAAGUGGGAGAGUGCAUAUCCCUGCUCCCAGACAUAACCGAAAACACUCACAUGGAAAGUGAAAUAACUUUAACUUUGCAGACCCUAAGGCAUGAAAAUACUCAGUUACGCAGAAAAUUGAAAGCUUUAAGCCAGCAACUCAGAGAACAAGAAAAGACAAUGAAGUCAUCCAAUUGCCUGGACUGCAACUUUGAAUUAAUUUCCAUUCAGUCACUGAAUAUGUCCCUGCAAACCCAGUUGAAGGAGUCAUUAAGGAAUCAGAAGUUAAUGAAGACUAAGAACGAGAAGCUCUUAAAAGUGAUUGAAAACCAGAAGGAAGAGUACAAAAAGUGUAUCAAACUGUUUCAAGAGCAAGAUAAAAAAGUACUUGAAAAUAAGCAGCACUUUGAGAUGGAGACCACAAAAAUUAAAAUGGAAUUGGAGGAAGCCUUGGCCAGUGUGAAAACCUACCAUUUUAAACUGGAAACAUCUAGAAAAGAAAAUAAAAUCUUGGAGUUAACAGUACAUCAGCGUGAUGCUGAAAUCACCCGGCUAAAAGAACUUACCAGAACUUUGCAGAACAACAUGACACAAUUCCUCACAGACUUCAGUGUGGACAAUGCUCUUUAUAAGCCUGAAACAAUGCUUACCAGAUCCCUUCUAGACAUUCAUGAAGAACACCUACAGUGUGAACAGUCUCCAUCUCCACUUCCCAUGAAUUACCUUAAAAGUUUAGAAAACAACCAAAUUUAUACUCACACAGAAUCACCAUUUUUAAAAGAAGAUGGAAAAGGGAGAGUGCCAGCUACACCUUAUGAAAAUUUCCUAAACCCCGAAGUCUGUAAACAUAAACUCCUAGAUUUAGAUCAUGAAUUAGGGACUCUACCUUAUCAUUCAAAAGCCCUUUCAGAAACAGGGAGUGAGACUGACACGUUACUAGAUGAUGAAUCCAGACUGAAUGAUGAGACAAUUUACCUUCCCUUUGCUGUAAGCUCCUCUAAAAAGAAAUCCACUCCUGAAAGAGCAAGUCCAUUGCCACAGAACAAUGUUGCUAACUCCAAACUAUCUAACAACAAUGGAAUCUCUGCUUCGGAAAAGUCCAUCUCUUUAUUUGCAUCCUCAGAUGAUACAAAGGCUGGUUUCGAAAUGUUUCCUGGUACUUCCACUCUGAAAAGGGAAACAGAAGUUGUAUCCGAAAAGGUGAGGGAAGUUAAUACAGAUGAUGAGCAACUGCUGAUGAAAAUAAAGGAGGUAAUCAGUAAGAUCCCCAGUGACUUUGGGGAUAAUCCUUCAGGUCAACAGAGUACCGUGACAUAUCAAGAUGCUAGCUCUCUGUUGAAAAACAGUACUCUCUGUGAUUACAGCUUUUUAAAUACCGAUUUAAUGUCAAGAAUGUCUAACUGCUGGAGUGUGUCUUCCCUCUCAUCAUUCACUUCACAUGAUGAACAAGACUUCAGAAAUGGCCUUGCAGCAUUGGAUGCCAAUAUAACUAGGCUACAAAAAACUUUACAGACUGGUCUGCUGAAGAAAUGAAUCUAAAAGGAAACAAAACUGAGUGUGUCCAUUCUUCAUUUGUUACAGAAUAUUUUGAUACUUUGUGCCCUGUUUAUGUAGUGUCUUUAUAAUGAGUGUUUUAUAUUAGUUUAAAUUAUGGGUGGAAUUAAUUUAUCAAUGGAAUAAACUAAAUUUUUUAUUGUAUUAAUUUGACACUGAAAUUUAUAAAGUCUAGUCAUCUUCCAGGAUUAAUAUUUAAGGGAACAAGUAUCCUAAUUAUCUAGGAGAGAUUUGUAAAUUGUG